AUCUUUGCUGAAGAUCGAAUUUCAGCCUAGAAAUUAUCAAAUUAUUGUUAAAUUAGUAAAGUAUUGCCGAAAAGUCGAAAGCAUCUAAGAAUAGUUUGCUAGAUGAUACUAGUGGGCACAUAAUAAUAAUGAAUAGUGAGUAUAAGUGAAGACGAUUUGAAAGUGAAUUUUUUCUUCCUGAGUGCUGUGCUAGCCGAAUAGUACCUAUCUAUGUGAAUGAGCAAAGGUUAUUCAAUAACUUCUGGAGUACACCAUCGAAGAUGCUGUGGUAGCGGGGAAGGAAUGGAAAUUUUCUCGCCUGCUGGAAAUUAGGAGUCCAAGGUAAGUUAGUUGCGAGAGAGAGAGUGAGUUUUCAUCCGAGCGAAAAUGAUUCGCCAACAUUUCGAGCAACCGCCUCUGGACUAUCAACAGCAGCAACAACAACAGCAGCACCAGCAACAACUUCAACAUCAUGUACAGCAACAAGCAACUCAACAGCAGCAACAGAUAUCCAAAAUCGUAAGCAGUCCCCCGCCGCAAAUUGUUGGAACAACAAUGUGUGUGGCAAAGCUUCUUGUAGGGCUAGACCACGCCCCUUUGUCUUUUAAUGUGCGACAAAGGAUUAUUGGCGAAGGGGGUACUAACUUGAAUUAUAUACGCUCUGAAACUGGAGCGAUAGUAACUCUUCGUGGCCGUGGUUCACUCGCGAUCGAUCCGCAAACUGGCCAGGAAGCACUGGAACCGUUGCAGUUGUGCAUUGAACAUCCAACUUUGGAAGGGUUCCAACAAGCAAAGCAGCUUGCUAAAAAUUUAAUCGAAACACUGCAGGAAGAACUUAGUUUGUUUCAGGAAAAUAUUGCACCAAAACAAAAUUUUCAGCUGCUUCCUCAGCCAACGCUAGUCCAAACUACUCAGGUGCCUCAAAUGGCACCAAUGAUCCGUGCUCAGCACAUUACACAACCAAAUGGCAUAAUGCACCAACCUCCACCUCCCGUGAUGCAACAGCAAGGAUUCGUGCAACAUCCGCAAAGUCAGCCACCACCACCACAGAUCAUACAACAACCGCCAACGAUAAUACAGUCCCAUGUGCCGGUACAAAUUCAUCAACAACCGAGCAAUGUCGUUAUUUCGCAGAUUCAAACUGCCCCGCAGUUGACCAAUGUGAAUAAUCCGCCUCCGGGGACGCAAAUCCGACCAUCCAUAAUGCAGAUCAAAAACACUCUGCCUCCUCAUCUUUCGCAACCUCCACCUAGCAUGCAAAUUUCUCAACCUGCAGAAGCUCCGCAGCAAAUUCUAGUGAAUCAAGCCCCGCCUUAUCAGGUACAGUACAUUCAGCAAAAUCCUCCAAUUCAAACUAGCAGUGGGCCACAUCCUGCCGGUCAGGUAACGAUUCAACACGUCAUUCAACCACAACCACAGCCAAUUCAGGGAAUAAUGCAAACCACACUGCCUCCACCGCAGUUCGAUCAAUUUCAGCGUCCACCGCAAGGCCAACAGAUUAUUACCGUGCAAGGAAGUGGAGCAUUCAUGGUUCCUCCUCCAAAUAUCGUACAUCAAACGGUUGCUCCACAACCUCCAAACCAAAUAAUCGUUCAAUCGCAACCAAUGAUCACCCAACCGCCUCCCAAUCCCAUGCAUCAGGAGUUGAUUCAACCUGGAAUGCAGCCCCCAAUGGGACCGCCCCCGAUGACGCAGGUUCCAAUGGUGGUCAACGGGGCCGACGACAAAAAACCAGGCGAAAUGCAUUUGAAGCCCGAACAAAUAAAACUCGAAGAAGGUCCGCCACCCGGCACUAUAAUCCAGCAAAUUGCCAAACAAACUGUGAUCCCUGUUUCUUCAAUGCAAAGCAUUACUUUGAGCCAACCGCCACCUCCAAUCAUGUCAGUUCCGCCCCCGACAGUACAGCAUAUCGUUGGAAAUACGAUUAUUACAUCGCAACCGAAUCAUUCCAUCAGUCAUGCUAUUCCGCAACAAAUCUACAGUCAAAUACCGGUCUCGAUUCAAUCUUUUCAACCGCCUCCCCAACAAAUUCAUAUGAAUGGUGGAACACAUUUUGUGGUCAAUACUCCCCAACAGUGGGCACCGAAUGGAACCGCGCCUCCACCGCAAAUCCAGCAAGUUCCGGUUAGCUCUGUUCAAAAUAUUCAAUUCGCUCCACAGCCGAUGCGCAAUCCGAACGAGAUUCAAAUUAUAAGCACACCAGCGAUCAUCAGCGCGGCCGAGUAUCGACCCCCGCAGCAGCAUAUUAUCACAACUAGCUCGUUUAAUCCGCAAAUGCAGCCACCGCAAGGAGUGCAAGUGAUUCACACGGUUCCUCCACCACAUCAGCAGAUAAUAACGAGCAUACCAAGUGCUCAACCACAAAUCAUUGAAGCACCACCACAUCCAGUGCCACCACCACAUCCGGGGCCAACACAUCAAAUCAUUACGACACCGGUUCCCCCACCACCACCCCCAUAUACGACGGUGCAAUACACGACAGCACACCAUGAACCGAAGCAAUCUAUGGACAUGCAACAACAGCAUCAGCAGCAGCAGCAUCAGCAGCAAUUAGCAAUGCGACCGGGACAGAAGCGUAAACAUCCGGAAGAUGAUUCGCACAAAAACAUUCCACCCAAGAUGGGCAUGGGGAUGAAUCUGAACAGCGGCUCGGUGACAGCAAAAAGCACGAUGUCUGCAUCGUCAACGGCAACGGUUACGACGUCGUCGACGUCUGGCGGUCUAAUAACAUCGCAAAUUACUUCAAGCCCUACAGAUGAAAUGCAAAAUCCGGAAAAUGUUGGACCUAAGUCGGGAAACGAGCUGCAGUCCGACGGCGAGCAAUGCGUCGAAGCUUUUGGCGCAAUCGGCGUCGGCAGCAGCAACAACAACAACAACAACAACAACGCCAACGGCAGCAACCACAGCAAUCAUCAUAGCGGAUCGAAGCAGCUGCAGCAACAGUCGACUGGUGGAAACAAUAGGUCACGCGGGUCGUACCGCUGUAACCAACCGUUCUACGUGAACGUUAGUGGUAAUGGACGUAACAAUAACAACGGCAGCUAUCAGCUGAACAGUUAUCAGCGAAAUUUCGAUCCAUCGCCGCAACCCGCACCACCGCCAAAGUGUCGGUGGUAGAUAUUAUUAACUUCCAUUUUAUGGAAUUGUACAUGAGGUUUGGAUGAGAGAUCUUUUCUUGUGUUGUUGAUGAUUUUUAUAUCUGUAAAUUACAUUAGCGAGUUUAACGGCUAGUUCUUGUGCCGAUCAUUUAGCAAACACAUUUGAAUUGCAUCUCAAUCCUGUACUAUAAAAAAAAUGUUUGCAACAAACAAACAGUUUUGGCAAGUUAGAAUGUGUUAUUUAAAAAUAGAUAUUAUU
Messenger RNA from Sabethes cyaneus, 3336 nucleotides. Its product is annotated as ataxin-2 homolog. Lineage: Eukaryota; Metazoa; Arthropoda; Insecta; Diptera; Culicidae. The transcript has 7 exons. Bases 367 to 3096 code for a protein of 909 amino acids. Gene Ontology annotation, molecular function: RNA binding. Gene Ontology annotation, cellular component: nucleus. The record is from RefSeq and is a predicted model, not a curated record.